AUGGCCGGUGAGCUUGAUCAUAACAAUCGGGACGGCAUCAUCAGUGAGCACACAAGGAGUUGUUACUCCCUCGGCCAUUUUAUCUCCCGACUUCGUAGCUUGGAAAUCUCGGCCGCCGCCGCCUGCUUGCUCGGAAUCGGAUUGUGCUGCCUUCUGCUCUCUGUUAUUUCGCUCUACUCUUCCUCAAUUUCGCCUUGGUUCUUGCCGCCGCCGCCGCCGCCUCCAGGUUCCUUCUCCCCGGCUACUCCUCCGAAUCCGGAGGACACAAAGAUGCAGCAGCAGCAGCAGCGUGAAAUAAGCGAGGACCCAGAACUAAUUAAAGUGCUGAACCGUGCAAAGAUGACGACGACGGCCGUGGGCGAAGGAAGGCUGCCGCCGUCUGAGAUGGUGAUCCUGACCACCAUAAACAGGGCGUGGGCAGAGCCAGGGUCGCUUCUGGAUCUGUUCCUGGAGAGCUUCUGGAACGGGGACGGGACGAAGGAGCUGUUGCGGCAUUUGGUGAUCGUGUCGCUGGACCACAAGGCGCACCAGUACUGCCAAGCCGUGCAUCCGCACUGCUAUGCGCUGACGACUCCUGGCGAUGCAGACAUUGUGUGGUUACGAAAUCCGUUCCCACACUUGCAUGAACAAGUCGAUUUCCAAGCGGCUUGCGAUUACUACUCCGGGGACGACUCUGACCUCCGCCACAUCAUCAACACCGGGUUUAUCUUCGUGAGAUCCAAUGAUAGAACUCGUCGGUUCUACAAGUUUUGGUACGACUCAAAGGAUAGGUUCCCAGGAGUGAAAGAGCAAGACGUGCUCAACAGUAUCAAAUUCGAGCCUUUCCUCAAUGACAUUGGGUUGCAGAUCAAGCUCCUUGACGCGGACCACUUUGGCGGGAUCUGUCAACCGAUUAAGGAUCUCAAAGUGGGUUGCACCAUGCAUGCAAUAUGCUGCAUCGGCCUAGAGUCUAAGAUUCAAGCACUCACGGUUAUCCUUCAAGAUUGGAAGCGCUUCUCGUCUGCACCUGCUGAGUCUAGAUCGAACCUGUCGACCUCCUUUGCUUGGAAGCCUCAUCGCACUGGGUGCUGGGGUGGUGGGUGA
Messenger RNA from Linum tenue, 1083 nucleotides. Lineage: Eukaryota; Viridiplantae; Streptophyta; Magnoliopsida; Malpighiales; Linaceae. The record is from the annotation of a GenBank genome assembly.